Wasmannia auropunctata (little fire ant) is the source of this 4390-nucleotide messenger RNA. It is a transcript of the gene Rbp, whose product is annotated as RIMS-binding protein 2-like. The coding region runs from base 158 to 4390 and encodes 1410 amino acids. The record is from RefSeq and is a predicted model, not a curated record. Gene Ontology annotation, biological process: neuromuscular synaptic transmission. Lineage: Eukaryota; Metazoa; Arthropoda; Insecta; Hymenoptera; Formicidae. The transcript has 16 exons. Gene Ontology annotation, molecular function: protein binding.
CACUGUUAGGCGUGUGUGGGAUCGUCGUGCGGUGCGCGGCGCGGCUCGACGGGCCGCGCAAAGGCCGCCCAAUUAAUUAAGAUAGCUCCUAGACACACACGCUAGAUCGAUAGGGACCGGCCGCGAUAAAGACUGGCGAGGGUCUCAGACUUCAGGGAUGUUGCAGUGCUGUGGUGUUGGAGGUGGCGCUUCCACGGCACCUCAGGCUCCGCAGCUGCACGGGACCGGAUCCGCUGUCGGGGCUACCACCUCCACGAGAACCACCAUCAUGCAGGACGCAGUUCUCGAAUCCAUCCUGGAGCAAAUGCGGGAGACGGAAGCCCGGCGAGCGGAGCUGGAGAGGCAGCAUGCGGACGCACAGAACCAGCUGCGGGAAAAGAUAGCAGGACGCUAUCAGGGCCCGGAAUCGGUCGAGGCGUUGCAGUCGAAAAUCCGGGAGCUCGAGAAGAAGACCGAGCUGCAGAUGGUGAAGCACGAGGAGCUGUCGCUGGAGCUGACCAGCCUGAGACGUGCGCGCAGCAGAGGACCAGUCGCGGGGCAUGUCACGUCCACGAACGUCCCGACGUCCACUUGGCCGCCGGCCGGCUCCGAGAUCGAUAGAAUCAUCGCCAAAAUCGAGCAGGACAAUAGUGGCAGAAUAUUGCACGAAUUGGACCACACGCGGGGGGCGAUAACCACGCAACAACCCUCGGCCACGCAGGGCAUCCUCAGGUCCAGUUCGGAAAAUCUUCCUAAUCUCGGCCAGCAUCAGCAUCCACCUCAUCCGCACGCCCUUAACCUCGGGAUGCCUACUCAGAUGGGCCACUACGCAGGUUCACCAAUGCCAUUAACGCCGAUGAUGCCUGGUUGUCCUCCAUUGACGCCUAACGGACCACCAUAUCACUACAGCGAGCCAAUACCGCCGGCACCGUCACUCUCCAGCAGUCAGUCGCAGCCCGCUUUCCAGCAGAAAAUUCAACAGUACCAGCAGCAGCAGCAGUCGCAGCACGAGAUGUCGAGCUCUCAUUCUCAAAGCGCUCUACCGUCUCAGCAGAAACAAACGCACACCUCACACUUCACAAGCAAUCAGUAUCAGGAGAGCUAUCCGCAUACGCAAACGUAUCAGCAACCGCUUCAGCAGCCGCAGCAACAGCAACAACAGCAUCCGGCCUCGACCACGUACCUGACAUCGGCCAGCCAGAGCAAUUAUCAGUUGAAUGGGAGUCAACAGGCAACGACAUAUCCUAGUUUGUCCAUGGCCUCGCAUCCAAACGGAACAUACAGCACGGGCGCGACCAGCUACAACACUCAGUUGCCGCAUCACAACUAUACCGUACCGCAGACGAACAUCACGCAGACAACGCUGUCCUCGCUGCCGCUGUACUCCACCACGUCCUUUCACUCCACCCUCGGGGGACUCACGAGCGUACCCCAGUCCGUUCUUCCUUUCUCCACCGGUCAGAGCACCUUCGCCUCCAGUGGAAGUGGAUCGACAUACUCCACUACCGUCGGGACCAACGCUUUCGGGACGCCAGGCGUAAGCUCAGGUACUAGUUCGGGAGGCCUGUUACAAGCAAUAGGCGAUCCUCUGCAAGCGAUGCAGCAACUCUCCGCCCAGUCGCAGGCAAAUCAGCUUCAGCAGCAGGCGAUUAUCCAGCAGAUCCAGCAGAGCUUGCGCGCCAGUUCGCCGACCGCGCCCGGUACCGCGACCGGCCACCAUUUUCUGGGUCCUAGGCAAAUGCCGAAGAUUCCCACGAGUAUACUGACGAAUCCCCUGGACCGACUGACCAACACCGAGGACAUUAUUUCCGAGGGUCAAGUGGACAUGCUGGACGUACCCGGCAAGGGUAGAUGUUACGUUUACAUAGCUCGCUUCAGCUACGAGCCGUUCCAACAUUCGCCGAACGCGAAUCCGGAAGCGGAGCUACCGGUCCAGGGCGGCGACUACCUCUUGGUCUGGGGCCAGCCCGACGAGGACGGUUUCCUGGACGCGGAGACGCUCGACGGUAGACGCGGUCUGGUGCCGGCUAACUUCGUGCAGAAGUUGGUCGGUGACGAUCUGCUGGAAUUCCAUCAAGCCGUUCUCGGCCUCAGGGACGUAGACGAUUCCGUCUCGACAAAUAUCCCUCAAUGCUAUCUGCAAGAUAUUGAUUUAGAAUUAGCCGCGUUGGAAGAAGGAAACCGGAAUCGUCAAGCAGAAUUAACCGCGUACGCGGAACUCGACAAUAUCGCGGAGGAGGAUGAGCAGGAACCACCAGAAGUCUACAUGUUUUCGGACCUAGUUCCGGCGCCGCAGCACCUCACCCUCGAGCGGCAACUCAACAAGAGCGUGCUGAUCGGAUGGACUGCGCCCGACAACACGCACCAGCUCGAGUCCUACCAUGUCUACGUGGACGGCGUGCUGAAAGUCACGGUGAAGGCCACCGAGAGGACCAGGGCCUUGGUGGAGGGGGUCGAUUCUACGCGGGUUUGUAAUAAUUCGCUGAUACAGCCGCACAGGAUAAGCGUGCGCUCGGUCACGCACUCGAGAAGGACGUCGCGCGACGCCGCUUGCACGAUGGUGAUCGGUAAGGACAUCGCGCUCGGCCCAACCGCCGUUAAAGCGUCGAAUGUCACGGCUACUAGUGCCGUGAUAUCCUGGCUACCCAGUAACAGCAAUCAUCAGCACGUCGUAUGCGUGAACAACGUGGAAGUGAGGACCGUGAAGCCGGGCGUCUACAGGCACACCAUCACCGGCCUGGCACCGUCGACGAUAUACAGGGUGACCGUCAAGGCGAAGAAUCUGCGGGCGACGCAUUUUGAGGACCAAAAUGCCCAGGCGGCAAACAACCUGGCCUGCCACGUCCACUUUAAAACGUUGCCCAAAGGACUACCGGAUCCUCCGGUCGAUAUCCAGGUGGAGGCUGGACCGCAGGACGGCACUUUGCUAGUGACCUGGCAGCCUGUUGCCCUAAACGGUUCGGCCGUCACCGGUUACGCGGUGUACGCCGAUGGUAAGAAGGUCACCGAUGUUGACAGCCCCACCGGGGACCACGCGCUCGUCGACAUACACAAGCUCAUGGGUCUCAAUCCGAAGCAUAUCACCGUCAGGACUAAGAGCAGGGAGAGUCAGUCGGGCGACAGUUGUGCAACAGCAAUACCCUGCAGCGUGCUCCGUGGUGGCCCCACUCACAUGCCGCCUCAUGGACUUCCGCACAUGGUGGAUCAACGGCAGCAGCAACAGUCCGCCAUGGGUCCCCAACAGGACGAUCCCAAUCGACAUCGCAUGGCCAGCGGCGUGGCUCAGCGAUACCCGAACGCGCCCGUGCCCUCGCAUAUGCGACGGCACGUGGCCAACCGAGUAGACGCCCACGGUCAGGUUAUCAUCGAGACGGACGAGAAUCUCUCCGAUAAGGAGAUUUACCCCGGACAGAGCAUUCCUCAGAUGGGAAUUCCAGAAAUCACAAAAGAUUCUGCGAGCGAAGCAAAUUAUAGCGAGGAGGACGAUCCCACGCGAAGAUCGCGGGGAAUGCCACCACAGCAUCACGGCCCGCAUCAUCGAUAUGGCCCGCAAAUGGAUCCUCAGGGCCCGCCUGGAGCACAUAGAUCUCCUAGCAUGAGCGGUCCGAGCAGUAGAUCGCAAGAUCCUUAUUAUGACCAAACGGGAGCUCAAAGGGGAAGAGGACCGGUUUAUAGGACUGGCGGACGAGUACCACAGGCUCAAGGUGGAGCGAGUCACCCACCGAAUGUAGCUCAACAAAUGAACAAGAGGCAACGGUGGUUCGUGGCGCUAUUCGACUACGAUCCUACGACCAUGUCACCUAAUCCAGAUGCGUGCGAGGAGGAAUUACCAUUUUCCGAAGGCGAUACCAUCAAGGUGUACGGCGACAAAGAUGCUGAUGGUUUUUACUGGGGCGAGUGUCGCGGUAGGCGAGGAUAUGUUCCUUAUAAUAUGGUGGAAGAACUUAAAGAUCCACCGGGUCAAGUACAGCCUGGUAGGAGAGGGCCUGCACAGAGCGAGAGAUGGGGGGAUAUUUAUGCGAGUAUGCCUGUGAAGAAGAUGAUAGCCCUUUACGAUUACGAUCCUCAUGAAUUGUCUCCUAACGUUGAUGCUCAAGUCGAGUUAACGUUCCAAACCGGAAACGAGAUAUAUGUUUACGGCGAUAUGGACGAUGAUGGAUUUUACAUGGGCGAGUUGAACGGCGUGCGCGGUUUAGUGCCGAGUAAUUUCCUCACCGAGGCCCCGGGACAGAAUCAGGGCCAGCCGCCGCAGGGUAGCAGACGACCCGGCGGUCAGAGCCAAGGACCGGGCGCGAGGGGUCCACCGCCACCUCCUCGGGAACCACCCCCGGCCGGUCAUCGACGUGGCAAAGUACCCGAUUAUCAGGGCAUGAAUAUAGCUCCUCAAGCCAAGACAACAAUCGGAAAUUAA